AUGGUGGAUCUGGGAUAUAGGACGUGGACGUGGGUCAUUCAAAUAACAAUCCUCGGAGAAAUAUGGCAUGUAGUCUCUUCGGUAUUUGAUAACAACAAUGAUGACAACAAUGACGAUGACGACGCCGAUGCAUACAAUCCUCCAGGGCACAUUCAAAACUUAGAUAAUACUCUUAUUGAUCAACCCUCUCAAGUUUUGCUCCACGACAAUCGCACCCUUCCAGUGAAUACCGGGAUACAUAAAGGGAUGGUAUUUUACACAAAAAAGGAAUGUGUCGAAGCAAUCAAAACAUGGCACAUCAAACAAUCACGUCAUUAUAGUAUUGAUAAAUCUGAUACAUCCAGGUAUGUCAUCAAAUGUGAUAAACCACCAUGUGAUUUUUUCUUGAGAGCGGCUUUAAGUAAGAAAACCGAUCUUUGGGGGAUUGCCACUAUCGGUAACAGCCACACUUGUGUAUCUGCUGGUAUGUCGCAAGAUCAUCGCAGGCUUGACACCGAUCUGAUAUGCUCAAACAUUUUGCCAAUGCUGCGAGAUAACCUAGCUCUUUCGGUCAAGUUUAUAAUUGGUCACAUUAGAGACAAAUUCAACUACACCAUCACGUAUCGAAAGGCUUGGAAUGCAAAAAAUAAGGCGAUCGAACAAAUUUAUGGAAACUGGGUGCAGUCCUAUCGCGAUCUUCCACAGUGGUUGCUAGUAAUGGAAAAAUGGAUUCCUGGAACCAUUAUCAGGUUCGAGACAAGUCCAACACCCAUUCAGGGGCAAGUGUUUUUUGAGCGUUUGUUUUGGGCUUUCAAACCGUGCAUCCAAGCAUUUGCACAUUGCAAGCCAAUUGUGCAAGUUGAUGGAACGUUUUUAUAUGGGAAGUAUAAGGGGACGUUGUUGUUGGCCGUCGUCCAAGAUGGAAACGCUCAUAUUUUUCCUGUGGCAUUCGCGAUUGUUGAAGGGGAAACGAAAGAUGCAUGGAACUUCUUUCUUAAACAUUUGAGAGAGAAUGUUACUCCACAAGAAAAUAUAUGCAUGAUUUCAGAUAGGCACGCAUCUAUUAAAAGUGCUUAUGAAAACCCUUCAAAUGGAUGGAAUGGUACUUCCUCUCAUGUGUAUUGCCUUCGACACGUCGCACAGAAUUUUGUGAGGGCAAUAAAAAACAGAAAACUACGGAAAUAUGCUGUUAAUAUGGGGUAUGCACCAAGCGAGGCUACAUUCCUGUACUGGCGGCAUAGGAUUUUGAAGAAAAAUACAGCGGCUUUAGAGUGGGUUGAUAAUCUCCCAAAAGAAAAAUGGACGCAAGCAUACGAUGGAGGUAUUCGGUGGGGUCACAUGACAAGUAAUCUUGCCGAGGCAAUGAACUCAGUUUUUAAGGAUAUCCGCGGCCUACCGAUCACAGCUUUGGUCCAAGCAACCUACUAUAGGCUGGCGAAACUUUUUGCAAAACGAGGAAAACAGUCGGCCGCUGUAUUAGCUUCUGGUCAGCAAUAUACUGAAGCUUGCCAAGAAAAGAUUUUAGAUGCACUCGGUAAGUCAAACUCAUGUAUCGUCACUGAGUUUGAUCGGCGAAAUUAUAGUUUCUCAGUGGAGGAAACUGAAGAUCCCCAUGAAGGCCGACCAAAGGAUCAUUUCUGGGUACACUUGAGAGAAAAGAUGUGCGACUGUGGAAAGUUUCAGGCGUUACACUUGCCAUGUUCGCAUGUUAUUGCUGCAUGUAAUCAUGCUAACAUUUCAUAUGAAGCAUUCAUUGACGACGUGUACCGAGUUACCACUGUAAAUGCUGUGUAUGACGAGGCCUUCCCGGUAGUUCGAAGCAAGAGUUUAUGGCCCAUUUAUGAAGGUGACGUUGUUUGUCCUCGCGCCGAUAUGAAAAGAACCAAGAGAGGACGUCCCAAAAAGACACGCAUCCACACUGAAAUGGACGAUUUUGAAAAAAGAGAGUUCCGAUGUGGCUUAUGUCGAGUGCCGGGUCAUAACUAUCGAGAAUGUCCUAAUGCAGCCGGACCCUCUAAUUAA
Messenger RNA from Trifolium pratense (red clover), 2001 nucleotides. RefSeq lists its product as uncharacterized. Lineage: Eukaryota; Viridiplantae; Streptophyta; Magnoliopsida; Fabales; Fabaceae. The transcript has 3 exons. Gene Ontology annotation, molecular function: zinc ion binding. Bases 1 to 2001 code for a protein of 666 amino acids. The record is from RefSeq and is a predicted model, not a curated record.